Aureobasidium subglaciale EXF-2481 is the source of this 399-nucleotide messenger RNA. RefSeq lists its product as uncharacterized. Gene Ontology annotation, biological process: tRNA methylation; rRNA (guanine-N7)-methylation; peptidyl-glutamine methylation. NCBI's taxonomy places the organism in Eukaryota, Fungi, Ascomycota, Dothideomycetes, Dothideales, Saccotheciaceae. Gene Ontology annotation, molecular function: protein heterodimerization activity. The coding region runs from base 1 to 399 and encodes 132 amino acids. The transcript is spliced from 2 exons. The record is from RefSeq and is a predicted model, not a curated record.
AUGAAACUCCUAACCCUCAACUUCCUCACCUGCGCACGCAAAGCUUGUAAACAAGAACCUGCAGCAUUCCCCCUACACCCCCGCGAUGCAGAACUCGAGAGUGUGGAAAUCGAAAUGAAUGCAGAGUUUUUGAUCAAUGUGUUGCCGAGACUUGAGUGGAAGGCUGUGAGGAGUUUGGGUGAAGAGCUCGGUCUCCCAACCCUCCCGGAACAAGCACCAGAAGCUUCAGAUUUACUGGAAAAAGAUACACGAGAACCUACACAAACACUUAGGGAUUUACAUGCAUUGCUUGUGGAGACGAGUGUCGCGAAUGGAAAAUUGGUCUGUGGACAUUGUGGGCAUGAGUAUGCUGUCAAGGAAGGGAUUGCGAAUUUUUUGCUGCCUAGUCAUUUGGUUUGA